AUGGCUCCGAGGAUCAGUCUGUCUGCUCUCUCCAUUGGACAGGUAGCAGCCUUGCUGUCUGGCGCUUUCGUUUCAUACGUAGUUGGUAUUGUGAUAUACAGAAUCUACUUUCACCCACUAUCAAAGUACCCCGGUCCCAAACUCGCAGCCGCCACCCGUCUUUGGUGGAUGAAGCAGCAACUGAGUGGUCGUUUCCCAUUUAUCGUUCACGAGUUGCAUCUCAAAUAUGGCGAAAUUAUCCGCAUAGCUCCCACCGAGCUCUCUUUCACGGGUGCUGAUGCCUGGAAGGAGAUUUAUGGGUUCCGUAACGGUCUCCCUGAAAAUCGCAAAGAUCCUGGUGAAAAUACCGACGCGGACAAAUCUCAUCCCACUAUCAUCAAUGCCGAUCGUAAAACGCACGGUAGUUUGAGAAAGUUGUUGUCCAAUGCCUUCUCAGACAAAGUCCUCAAGGGACAAGAACCAGUCUUGUUGCACUACAUCGAUCUUCUAGUCAGUCGCUUGCAAGAAGUAGCGGACAAAGAGGAGCCUGUAGAUAUUGUUCGAUGGUUUAACUAUGUAACAUUCGAUAUCAUCGGCCAUCUCGCAUUCUAUGAACCAUUUGACUGCCUCAAGAACAAUGACUACCACCCUUGGAUGUCCAUGAUUUUCAACGCCAUCGUUUAUGUCCACUACAUCCGUACAUUGCAACGAUUCAUUGAUAUUCGCUCAAUUAUUCUAGCCAUUAUGCCCAAGAGAAUCGUUGAACGUCGCAAAUGGCAUAUCGGUCUUGUUGAAGAGAAGGUGAAGAGACGCAAGACUCAUCACCCAGACUACAUUGACUUUAUGAGUCACUUACUUCAAGCUGAAGAGAAAGGUCAUCUCACCUUACCGGACCUGGUAGCAAAUGCCAACUUGAUGGUCAUUGCGGGCAGCGAAACCACCGCCACGAUUCUGUCGGGUACAAUCUACUAUUUGUGCACGCACCCACGGGUGAUGCAGAAGCUCCUUGAUGAAGUUCGCGGUUCAUUUGAGUCGAGCGAUCAAAUCAACAUUGCUCGUAUCAGUCAGCUCAAAUAUAUCAAUGCUGUCAUUGAUGAGUCUUUCCGCUUGUAUCCUCCCGCUGCAGGCAGUCAUCCUCGUAUUACUCCUCCCGAGGGUGCUAAUAUUCUUGGCCAGUGGCUUCCUGGUAAUACAUCCAUGGGCAUGGCUCAAUACGCUGUGUUCCGCUCUCCAUAUAACUUCAAGGACCCCGAAAUUUACCUACCUGAACGGUGGUUAGAUGAAGAAGGACCGUACAAGAACGAUCGCCGUGAGGCAUUACAACCAUUUUCUUUCGGUCCACGGAACUGUAUUGGUCGAAACUUGGCAAAUAUUGAAAUGAGACUCAUUCUCGCUAAGGUGCUGUUCAAUUUCGACUUUGAACUGACUCCUGAGUGCGCCAACUGGCCCAAGGAUCAGUAUAUUUACACCUCAUGGGAGAAAAUCCCACUAAAGGUCCAUAUUACCUCCAGGGCUACAAAGACUUGA
This is a messenger RNA of Talaromyces marneffei, 1506 nucleotides long. RefSeq lists its product as uncharacterized. The record is from RefSeq and is a predicted model, not a curated record. Gene Ontology annotation, molecular function: oxidoreductase activity, acting on paired donors, with incorporation or reduction of molecular oxygen; iron ion binding; heme binding. Bases 1 to 1506 code for a protein of 501 amino acids. NCBI's taxonomy places the organism in Eukaryota, Fungi, Ascomycota, Eurotiomycetes, Eurotiales, Trichocomaceae. The transcript has 5 exons.